Molecule: messenger RNA, 6267 nt
Organism: Penicillium angulare
Lineage: Eukaryota; Fungi; Ascomycota; Eurotiomycetes; Eurotiales; Aspergillaceae
Product: anaphase promoting complex subunit 1
Exons: 1
Coding region: 1-6267 (2088 amino acids)
Biological process (GO): metaphase/anaphase transition of mitotic cell cycle; anaphase-promoting complex-dependent catabolic process; protein K11-linked ubiquitination
Cellular component (GO): anaphase-promoting complex
Molecular function (GO): molecular adaptor activity
Source: RefSeq, a predicted model, not a curated record
AUGGCUUUCACUCGCUCACUCGGCCUUCACGAACCGUCCGCCGUCCCAUACUUAGUCGCAGAAGGAAUAUUGCCUCCCGAUCCUUCAGAUGAUCAAUAUCAAUGGACAACAUGUAUUGAUGAGAGUGGGCUAACAGGCCCCGCGGACGAUGAGCUAGUAUGGACAAAACAUUGUGCAGUAUGGUCUCGCGCAGGGAUAGUGAAAAGAGUAUUCCGAAUGGAUCCAGAGAAGGAAGAAAUUCGACAUGCAUUAUUUACUCAAUUUGUGGCCAAUCACGUCCAACGACCUGGCGAAAAUAACAACCAUAAUCGGUCUCGUGCUACAGGUAUGGGAGCGACAACGAACACACAAGGAAGACAAGGCAAGCGAUCCGGGAAAGAGUCAGCAGAUAGCCACCUUGGCUCAACCUUGGAUCUGUCAGGGGACGGCAAUUUUCCUGUCGUGGCUUCAAAUGAAUCUCAAGAGAAGCUAGCAAGAGCUUUGGUCGUGGUCCUUAAGUCACAGGCCCAUGUCUUCUUCGUUGCAGGUAACAGCCACACAAUUCCUCUUCCAUUCGAGGUUGAGUCUGUAUUUGCAACGCCUCGUGGGAUCCUAUUUCAAAGAAAAAUCGUGGACGAUAAUGCAGAACGUCAGCAUCAAAUAGCACCGCCAAAUUCAUUUAUGACUACUUCGCUAUUCGACCCUGGCGCCUCGCAAUCUGGCAUACCACCACCGCCACCCAACAAGAGCAAAGGCCCUGCUCUCAAAUUGUCUUUUCCUAAAAGCUCCCCGUUUCCGUCAAGCUCUAGUUCAGGCACAGAUCUUCCUCGAGUCUUCUCAUUAAUCGAUCCGCACUCCGAAAUGGGUCUGGUUGUUACUUCGCAGUCUUCUCGCUGGCUGCAGAGCAGCGUAGGCAGCGGCAAACGAAGACCAUCGGGGCUUGAUGUUCUGGAUCCAGCGGAUGAAAUUAUCUACAUCUCUUCCAAGGAUGAGCUCUCCGGCUUGAACCAAAUCCACGUAAAUCCUUUGAUUUUGGUGGUUACAACGAACUCCACCACGGGUCUCUAUACAGUUUGGACGGCUCGAUAUAGGGAAGAUGAAAAAAGUGCUGCAGUCAAAGACAAGACUCGACGACAAACCGAAGGCGCCCGAUCGAACAGGCGAAGCUCUCACUUCGGAUUGACACCGGGUGCUGCCACUCCUGCUGCACGCCCAGCAAGAGAAAGCUUCGGCCCUUGGACAGAGAACUGGAACGCGUCCCAACCGCCCGACUUGAAAAAGGACGGCGAGGAAGAUUUAGCGGCACGAGUCGCACAAGACUUUGGUGAUGUCGGGGUUCCACUCAAGACCUCUAGAAGGGUCAGCUCGUUACUUGCUCGAACGGAUUUAGCCACCAGCCAGGACCGUAUCACAUUUUCGGACUUAGCAACCGGCAGUCAGAGCAGUACUAUGCACCAUGGUGGCCUCAGGCGAUCCAUAGGGCCUGGCAGUAUGCGUGGAAGCUUUGGAUUCAAUCCUCGAGGAUCGAUUCCCCCUGCAGCAGGGUCGACGUACAGCACUGCUGGCAGCUUUGCGGACGCCCCUGUAGAUAGACUACUCGAGGAACUGAAUAGUGAUAUUCUUUCGGAGGGGUUCGAGAACAUUGCUCUCCGUGAAUCUGCAUCAGGAUUACCAGAGGAGCUUCUACUCACCAAGGUGGAGAGUUUCUCUUCCAGAUUUUCCGAAAAUUUCAGCUCAUCUAUGCAUCAAACAGUAUCAGGUCACCUGAAAGUCUGUACGUUGUCCUCAUCUGACUACGGAAAGUCACAAAGUGGAAAUGCUACUUCAGUCGCAAUUUGCAUCGUGGAUCGAAGCUCACGCGCCAUGACUGUUGUAAACUUACGGGCAGAACGUGUGGCCGUGUCGAAGAACCGAAAGUUUGUGUCUGCAAAACCCAAGGCCCAAAGCUCUGAGAGGCGACCACUGCUUGUCCAUGCAACAGGUAUCCAGCAUGUCCCAAAUGUGGGUGAUGUCUGUAGAGUCAGUGAUGGUGAAAUUUCAAGAAUUCUCACUCUUGGCGUGUCCGAUAGUGGACAACGAGAAUUUUCAUUACAAACCCUUUGGGGUAGCCCGACAAGAAUCGAUGUUCCAACUCCAUUGCAACUGUAUGAACCCCAUGGCAUAUCUGCCAACAAGCUUAUGAACCGGUCACGGGAGAGCGGCGUCCACAGGGUCAUGGCCGACCAAGGUCUGGUCUUCUUGGAAUUUGAUCAUGCUUGUUCCAAAGGCAAAGUCGAUAUAAUAGAUUCAGAGAAACGACGUCACAGACUUCAAAUCCGAAUGGAACCUCGAAAUGAUCUUGUAAAGAAAGUCCUAAAGGUCUGCAAAUUUGUUCUUCGUGAUUCUGAAAAGGCCGGUGAAGGCAUGCUUGUUGCUUGGUGGGAAGUGAUGAAAUGGCUUCGAGGUAAAGAAGACAUCGAGAAUGAUCUUGAGUGGACAGCUAUGGUUAUCGUCUUGUUUUCGUUGGCAGUUCCAUUCAUUCAAGAGCCACAGAGUCUGCCAGUCAAACGAACGCGUCGGAAGAAGGGUCUUCUUCGAUCCAGCAGUGGGACGUAUGUGGAUCUUGAAAGCUGGGAAUCCAUGCUUGACCUUGAGUCUGGUGCAUCUGGUGUCGCUCCCCCAUGGAUGAUGAAUAGCUCUUGGGGAUGGAUCGUCGAAAAAGACGCUAUCGAAGGCCUAGCUAAUAAAGAUGCAUCUCGCGCUUCAAAAACCGAGAACCUCAACGCAAGUCGGUCCACGUGCCGCCAAAAUUCAUACCUGAGCCGAUGUGUGUCGCUGAGCCGUGACUUUCUUCAAAGUCCAGAAGGAAGCAGGGCAUCUGGGUCUGACGGCUUUCUACCUAUUUCUGAGGCUUUUCCCGAAAAUACAAGGUGUACGGCAUUGGGCACCAUACUGGUCGGUCUACAUCUUCUCCGAGAGGAACAAAAACUCUCCAUUUACGACGCUGAGGAAUCUCAACGCCCUCUUGGUCUUCUUGCUCCCGUUCUAGCGCAGCUUGGUGGAUGGAUAGGCUGGCAAUCCUGGAAGUGGACUGCAGAUGCAUACUACGGCACUGAAAUGGCCAGUAUAGAGCGUUGGCAGUUUGAAGACAGCCAAAUUUCCUUACUCAACGUUCCCCCGGAGCCCUUCUCUCCUCCAUCAAUCUUCGCUUUCCUCCUUGAUGGUUCUCUUCAACCCGUUACCUCGUUCCUCACCCUUCUUGAUGUUGUCAGUGCACCAGAUCGGGCCCCCAGAAAGGGACGAAUGUGGAAAGAAUGUUUCAGCAUCACGCCCAGGACGUUAGCCUUGAUUGGCUUCCUUUCCGAUGCUCACAAAGCCUCAGCUCCACUGGAAAAGAUCAAACUCUUACAUCGCUGGGGCUUCACAAAAAGCAUCAUCGAUACUUUCCCCGAAGGCGUGAGUGCACCUUUAUACGAGGCCAUCAUGCAAUGCCAGAUUGAAGCGUCGACCUCUUGGAAUGCAACACUUUUAGAACUCAUUGACCGCGAGGAUCUCUACAUGUCAAUGAAUCCAGUUCAUGCCCAAUCAUGCGGAGCACCUCAACCGCCGGUAAUAUCCCAUGAUGCGACCCGAGACUUUCAUAAUAUCAGUUCCUCGGCUCUGGAAAUUGACCCCAUUAAUGCAUUCGAGGCAUCUGCGGAGGCCGAUCGUUUUUCAGUUACUCGUCUGGUCUUUCGGGAAGACAAGCGCUUUUUAGAAGCAGCACGCCUCUUAAACCAGUCUAAAGCACCUAUAGCAGAUUGCGUUCCGGAGCCUGAUUGGACGGAGUCUGACUUACUCGAGGCGCAGAAGGAAAUUGUGCAACUCGUCUCAUUUAGGACCUUGUCUACUCCCGCAGGCCGUGCCAUGCUUUCAUUCAGUGGUCGAUUACCUUUGUUAACAGAGAAAUUGCCAAUCCCGUCCUUCUCUCUGCAGUGUGUGAUGAAACCAUCCAACGUGACCGUCAGCGCUGAAAGAACUGCGUUCACCGAGGAAAAGGUCUGCUGGGCAUUCUUCCACAACGGCGUGUCCACCGGUCUCGCCAUCUCUAAGGCUUCUAAGGGAAUCGACACCUCGUGGAUAUUGUUCAACAAGCCCCAAGACCUGACCAACCGCCAUGCCGGAUUCCUGCUUGCGCUCGGUCUCAAUGGUCAUCUCAAGUCUCUAGCCAAAUGGGUUGCUUUCAAGUACUUAACUCCCAAACAUACAAUGACCUCCAUUGGCCUCUUGCUCGGUCUUUCUGCAUCAUACAUCGGAACCAUGGACACGCUCAUCACCCGACUACUGUCAGUGCAUGUUACUCGGAUGCUGCCCAUUGGAGCCGCAGAGCUUAAUCUAUCGCCUCUCACCCAAACCGCUGGUAUCAUGGGAAUUGGUCUGCUUUAUUGUGGCUCUCAGCAUCGACGCAUGAGCGAAGUGAUGUUGUCAGAAAUUGAGAAUGUCGGUCAGGAUGAACAAUCCGGUACUCAAGAUGACCUACGGGAUGAAGGCUACCGUCUGGCUGCCGGAUUCGCUCUAGGUUUCAUCAACCUGGGCAAGGGCAAAGAUCUAAGGGGAAUGCGUGACAUGCAUAUCGUUGAGCGCUUGCUCGCAAUUGCAGUUGGGACUAAGAAUGUUGAUCUGGCGCAUGUACUAGACCGCGCUACAGCAGGAGCGACAAUUGCGCUAGCUAUCAUCUUCAUGAAGACUAAUGAUGCAACACUGGCUAAGAAAAUCAACAUUCCCGACACCACAGUACGGUUUGACUAUGUCCGGCCAGAUCUCUUCCUUCUGAGAACAUUGGCGCGACAUCUCAUCAUGUGGGAUAGCAUCAAGCCAACUAUCGAAUGGAUCAAGGAAAGCCUCCCGGGUGUGUAUCGAAAGAGGUUCCGUCUCAUGGCUGUGGGCCACCUUCGCAGCGAAGAUAUGCCUUUCUUCAACAUCAUUGCUGGCAUUUGCUUAGCCCUCGGCCUUCGCUAUGCCGGCUCUGGUGAAACCCAGGCAAGAGACCUGUUGCUGUACUACAUGGACCAAUUCAUACGCAUUUCACGGCUACCUGUUGUAAAUUAUGAUGCAAAGCUGGCGCGCAACUCUGUUCGCAAUUGUCAGGAUGUGGUGGCUCUCUCUGCGGCAGCUGUCAUGGCCGGUACGGGUGACUUGGCUCUAUUCAGGCGCCUGCGCUCUCUUCAUGGAAGGGUCGACCCUGAUACACCUUAUGGUAGCCACAUGGCUGCUCAUAUGGCGAUUGGAAUGUUGUUCCUCGGCGGAGGUAGCCAUACGCUUGGCACCUCAGAUCUGGCCGUUGCUUCACUUCUUUGCGCAUUUUAUCCAAUCUUCCCAACCACUGUUCUUGAUAACAAAUGCCAUCUUCAAGCUUUCCGUCAUCUAUGGGUACUUGCUGCAGAGACUCGUUGUCUCGUGCCACGCGACCUUGAUACUCGUCGCCCAAUCUCCAUUCCCAUCACUAUCACAUCUCACGUUGGCUCACUCAACACCGUCCAUGCCCCCUGUAUUCUGCCAGAUCCUAGCACAAUUUCACGAAUUGAAGUUCGAGGCCCGAAUCACUGGCCACUCGUGCUUGAUUUCAGCCAGAAUGAUGCUAUUCGUGAUAAGUUCCGCUGUGGCGAUCCAUCCGUGUAUCUUCGGCGCAAGGCAACAUACGGGCCAUCCGAUUCAUCAACCUCUGUAUUCGCUUCGACACUCACUGGAUUGAGCGAGGCCCAAGACAUUAUGCCUGCUCCUGCAAUCGCAGGGACCGACCCAGCUAAGGGUUUGCCGCAGUCUAUCUUGCACAACAAUGCCUUGAUUCCCGGAUCCGUGUCGGCAUCAAGCACACCCUCACAAACGCCGUGGGAUUGGAUCUUCCAACUCACAUCUCUUCAAGACCUUGAUGUCCGUGAUCGCUCUCUCGUUCUCCCAUCUUCUUUCCCCACUCCUUCCCCUCGAAUAUCUACACAGCUAGUUACAUCACCUCCUUGGCUCCGUACAUCAGCUGUCGAUGCUCGUCUCGCUCUAUCACAGAUUGUGCGCAAUGUUGUUCAAUCUACGCGUGGCCGUGGCGCUGACGCAGAUGAGAUUCGUGAUCAUGUCUGGCAGCUCAGGCUUUUGUUCGACUGGCUUGAUCGUUCAGAUAGUAAUGGCGAUGAUAAUUUGUCUUCUUAUCUGCAAAAUCAGUUGCAAACAAAAGCGUCUGGUCUAUGGCUGAGGAAGGACUUUGUUGAGGAGGCUAGAUCCUUGAUAUGGGGUGUACAGAUUGAGGAUCAGGGCAUCUCUACUGGCUCUCAAUCAUGA